Branchiostoma floridae (Florida lancelet) is the source of this 2213-nucleotide messenger RNA. RefSeq names its product pancreatic lipase-related protein 2-like. NCBI's taxonomy places the organism in Eukaryota, Metazoa, Chordata, Leptocardii, Amphioxiformes, Branchiostomatidae. Gene Ontology annotation, molecular function: protein binding; triacylglycerol lipase activity. The record is from RefSeq and is a predicted model, not a curated record. Gene Ontology annotation, biological process: lipid metabolic process. Bases 271 to 1803 code for a protein of 510 amino acids. The transcript is spliced from 11 exons.
UACCGGCCUUUUUGUGUGGCAUUCGGAAAGCGUGCGUCAGACGAUCACACCAUGUGUUACACCCUAGAAACCGCCUGAACUAUCGGAUAUUUACACUUCUGCCGGGAAGUUUGAGUCAGAACACGAGCGUCCCUCACAGGGUACACAUCUCACCGGCGUUUCGGACGACAAAAACGCAGUUUCUCAGGUUGUAUAUACUUCUAGCAGUUGAGUACGUCGUCCCCAGGACUCCCAGUGGCGCCCUCGUCCCCACCGUCCCGGCAGAGGAAAAUGUCGUCUGUCUGCCUCACUAUCGCGUUCAUCGUCACGUGUCUACUGUCCUUACUCAGUUGGGCGAAAGGUGAACGUCAGGUGAGAAGUAGCGGCGCGGCAGGUACGCAGGAGAAGUCGGUGUGUUACGGCAGACUGGGUUGUUUCAGCAACGCGCCGCCAUUUUCCUCCGACAUCCCCCUCCCACAGCCCAGGAAGCGAAUCAACACAACCUUCCAUCUGCGCACGCGCAGUAACCCCGUGCAGAGCCACGUCCUGAAACCCGACCGCCCGGAGACACUGCGCAGGUCAAACUACGAGACAGGUGUGAUGACAAGGAUCAUCCUACACGGCUACAGCAUGUACGGGACAAUAGAACCCUGGAUAGAAACAAUGGUUCAGGCUAUUCUAGCAAAGGACGACUCCAACGUCAUCGUGGUGGACUGGCUAAAGGGCGCCAUGGCCACCUACUCACAAGCUGUGGGGAACACCAGACUAGUUGGCGCCGAGGUGGCCAACCUUAUAAAAUGGUUAAUGGACAAAACGGGGAAUCCUUUGGAUAGUUUUCACAUCAUCGGUUUUAGCCUGGGAGCCCAGGUUGCUGGUUACGCUGGUGAUAGACUUGGAGGACGCAUCGCUAGAAUAUCAGCCGUGGACCCGGCCAACCCAGGGUUCAAAGACACCGAUCCUAGAGUGCAUCUAGACCCUAGUGAUGCCAAAUUUGUGGACGCCAUCCAUACUGAUGGAAACACACUUCUUGGUGUAGGACUUGGUAUGAAGGACGCCAUCGGACACGUGGAUUUCUACCCAAACGGCGGUAACGACCAGCCUGGAUGCGACAUGGCGUCUUCCUCUGAAGGGUCAUUCAUUUAUCAACUAAGUGUGAGUUUUUCCUGCGACCACUUUCGAGCGGCCGACCUCUACAUCGCCUCUAUCAACGCAACCAACGGGCCCAUGCAAGGCUAUCGGUGCGACAAUUAUGACAGAUUCCGCCAGGGGACGUGCAUGAGCUGCAGAGGAAACAGGUGCAGAAAGAUGGGCUGGGACGCGGAGAGAGUCCCACGUCAGGAGCGAGUCAAGUUCUACCUGCAAACGACGGCGGAGGAUCCAUUCAAAGUGAACCACUACCAAGUAAAGAUGCACUUUAGGAAUGUCAGCCGAGCGAAAGAAGUGGACGCAAAGUUGUAUCUACAACUACGAGGGCCCGAGGGUGAAACUGAAGAAGUUGCGUUGAAAGAGGGAAACCAGGUACGAAUAGUUCCUGGUCACUCGCAGAAGUUCCUCUUCUCAACGCCGACUCACCUCAGCAAGGUAGAGUCUGUAUCCUUCCGCUGGGAGGAAGUGACGUCAUCGUCGUCAUGGUGGUUCAGCUCCUGGUUCGGCGAUGAGGAGGAGGAUACGGGGGUGAAAACGUUGCACGUCAAGUCUAUCAAGUUGAAGCCAGGAGAGGCCGAUAUACAAACUAGAUCGCACUAUUGUCUGUCACGCCCCCAUCGUGGGAUUCUUGCCAAGGAUACCAAGACGUUUAGAAGCUGUAUACGUCGUGCGGCAUAAAAGGUUGAACUACUGAGGUUGAAGGCCCCCGUCGUCAAGAAUAGUGACGUCAUCUACCAGUAGUCAAACGCUGCCAUAUCUAUUUAUAGAUUUGUAUAUAUAUUUUGGUACUGUCAUAUUUAUAUAUCUGCUUUUUAAGGCGGAACUGCAUCGAAUCUGAACAUUAUGUAUAUAUAAUUCGUUAUUUAAGAAACUGUUUUCAGAAUGUUUUACGAAUAAUUUAUGAAAAUAUCGCCCGUUGCAAUAGUUGGCACAUGCCGUUCUAGUGAAUGUAGUUUAACGUUUCUGAUCAUUGUAGCUGUUCAAGUGAAUUUGAAUUGUGAUCACGUGAUGUUGUGUACGUGCCAAUUGUAACUGUCACUUUUGUGUUUCUCAGGCUUUAGCAGAAAUAAAAUGAUCCGUUACGUGAA